Molecule: messenger RNA, 108 nt
Organism: Aspergillus nidulans FGSC A4
Lineage: Eukaryota; Fungi; Ascomycota; Eurotiomycetes; Eurotiales; Aspergillaceae
Exons: 3
Coding region: 1-108 (35 amino acids)
Source: RefSeq, a predicted model, not a curated record
AUGCGGGUUUUGGGUAUUAUAAACUAUCUAAAUAUCUUGGCAACCCAGCGGGUUGCUCCGCCGGGCUUUGGGGCAGCCAAAAAUAUCCAAAACCCAAUGGAUAAUUAG